GGUGGCACAUGUGAUGACAGACUGCCCUCUAGAGGUCCAGUACUACUUGUAUGCACCUUCCGGUUGAUGACUUUGCUUUGUUGACUUUGUUACCAUGGUUUCUAACAACUUAAAUGAUAAAUGACCACCGAACUAGCCGGCUACUUAUGAAUUUAGAAAAGCACACAGACGUUGCAAGCUAGCUUACAACUUGGUCGAUUGCAAAAAUACUUCUGCUUUUACGAAUGAUUCAACAACGCAAGGAAAAAUUAAUGCUCGCAAAAGGUUUCACAUUGGAACCGCCGGAAAUUACAAAACCACCUACAUUUCCUUGGUACAAGGAGAGGCUGCUGACCAAGUGUCUAAUAGAUGCAAAGAACAAGCGUCAUCUCUCUGGUGCUUUAGAUAGCCGCCGUUGGCGUUUUCUGGACGCAGAUCUUAAUGACUUCAGAGAUGGCUAUCCAACUCACACGAGCAAACACAUCCUCACCCAGGGCCAGAGGGCCACCCGUCCAAAAUCACAUCCCACUUUUCCCUUAGAUGAAGAACACAUGAAGCGUUUCUCCAAAGAGCAGGCUUGUUUCUCUAAGCAGACAGUACGCCAGCAGGCCCGCACACAACACGUAACAGCAGUGGAACAGAAACUUAUACAGCAUCCUCUGGCUCUGUACCCACACUUAGAGCAAGGCAUGCCACCUGAGUUGUUUGAUCAGGUGAUAUCUGUCCUGGACCCAGAUAUGUUUGUAAAUAGACCGUCGACCGUGACACCACCUGAAAAUGGGCAUUUGAAGGAAGAGGAGGAAAAGGAAGAACACGUGGACGACAGAACAGAGUUGUGUGAAACCCAAAUGCAGGAGCAGGGAAAGGAAGUCAAGGAAGGGCCACUUGUCAAUGAAACGUCUGGCAGUUCUGGUCCAAAGAACCCUUACAGAGUUCUACGAGCAGGGGAGUCUGUUGCUAAGGAAGACCAGAGUGUCAGUGUUAAACGACUGCCCUCCCCUUCCCAAGACAAGGAUAUCAAGACAGUCACCAAGCUGUUCUGUGACUGGGUGGUCUCGCUGGGUGGGGAAAGCGACAACUUGACCGAGUCCACUCUCCAGGGUCUUUUUGUCAGCAGUUUGUCAGUAGACAAGAAGCCAUCCCCGACCUUUCCCAUUAACGUGGUUGAGCCCAAGAAUUACCCUGAGGAGCUACGCGACUCGGAGGAGCUACGUAACGACCAUGCCUACGACGCCCGUCUCAAGGACUCGGUACCCCAACACAAGAGACCACUGGGAACUAAGAGGCCCAUAUAUGGAGCCUGGUAUCUCAAUCCCAAAACAUGGAGGAAAAGAGAUGUUAAUGAACCAGAGGAUUUAUCGGAUUAUGAGUUUUCGGAGAUGCAAAGUGAAAGAGAUGAAGCGCUGAAACAGAUGCAUGGGACUCAAGCCUUCAGGCAGUUUAUAGUCACCAGAGGCCUUCGAGUACCACGGUUUCUGAGUGCACUCUUCGCUGAAGAGGAAGGAGUAAAUGCGGUCGGUUCUGCUUCAACGAGGAAAAGUGCUUCAACAAGGAAGGGAAAAGUAGGGCUUUAGAAAGUUUGACCUAUAAUUAGAUAUGCAUAGUCCAAAAGAUAAGUUGAAAAGAUUGAUUUGCCUGCAAUA
Hypomesus transpacificus is the source of this 1622-nucleotide messenger RNA. RefSeq lists its product as uncharacterized. The transcript has 8 exons. NCBI's taxonomy places the organism in Eukaryota, Metazoa, Chordata, Actinopteri, Osmeriformes, Osmeridae. The record is from RefSeq and is a predicted model, not a curated record. Bases 225 to 1553 code for a protein of 442 amino acids.